Molecule: messenger RNA, 2040 nt
Organism: Diaporthe citri
Lineage: Eukaryota; Fungi; Ascomycota; Sordariomycetes; Diaporthales; Diaporthaceae
Exons: 3
Coding region: 1-2040 (679 amino acids)
Source: RefSeq, a predicted model, not a curated record
AUGGCCCGUCGCCGAUCUGCACGCCUGGCCAGUACCGGCAAGCCCGAGCCCGUCGCGACGCCGCCCACAACUCUCGAGUCCGUCGUCGAACGCGAGGAGAGUCCUGUCAAUGAGCCUACUCAGAGUCUCAACGCCAUCAUGUCGUCCCCGGCCACUAACCCCCGAACCCCCUCGACCAGGUCGGUCGUGAAGCCGCCAAUGUCCGAGAUGCACCCCAGCAAAGCCCACCCCACCAUGGCAGCCCCGUCAUCUGCCUUACGCCUUGGCUUUACUGACAUCAAGCCCACCACCGCCGGCAAGCCUGGCUCUGGAAUCCCACACGCAACGGACUCCACCCUUGGCCCCGAGGCCAAGCGUAUGAUGGAUGAGAUCCGUGAGGAGGCUGCCAAGAUCAAGGCUGGGCUCGCGGCCAAGCGUGAGCAGCAGCGCGUGGAGGAAGACCAGGUCAACGCGCGCAGGAUCGCCCAGCCCAAGGGCAAGGCUGGCCGCUACUCUGCCAUUCACAUGGCCGAGUUCAAGAAGAUGGAUUCCAUCGAGAACCAUCCCUCUGCUUUCCGAGCCAGCAAACACGCCUCUGUCGCUGCCCCCAAGACGGGCAUCAAGCGCUCCCAGUCGAAAGCGAACAUCGACGACAGCGAAACUGCACGCGUCAACACUCCCGCCAAGCUCACAUCAUCCAAGUCGUCCAGGAAGGUCCACACGCCUGCAUGUGACCCAGAUUCUCCCGCGAAGCGAACCAAGCAGGGUGCCAAUGAUGAUGCUUCUACGAACCGGCCGAUCUCCAGAGACAGCAGCAACAUCCCUCGCCCGAGGACACCUGGCAAAGGCCCCCAUGGCAUACUUCUUUCCAAGUCCGCCAUCACGAACAUGAUGUCCCCCACCCAGGCGUCCCUUGCACGUGCAGCUUCUAUCAAAACCCCAACGACAGCUCGGUCCAUGCUCAGGUCGCCAUCAAAGAUCACCUUGACAGGCCUGAAGAAGUCUGCGACCGUUGGCGAUCUGGGCUCCAUUAGCGAUACAAAAGAGGGACCAUCAGCCAAGCUGCGAACCCCCAGUCGAUUUGAUAAGGUCAAAUCCAUGUUUGCUAAGCACAAGGGCAAUGGCUCUGCACACACGCCCGGUAUUCCCAAGCCGACCGUGGGAAUUUCCAAGACGCCAGCUCCUGUACGCGCACAGAACGAACUCCCUCCCGCUCCUCAGACUACCCCAGGCAAGAACAGCACCAGGCUUGGUCAAUUCACUCCUGCACCCAAGCAUGCUGCUCUGGCGCAGAACUCUCCGUCUCCUGUCAAGUCCGGCAUACCUCGCUCGAAGACGGCCAGCAAUCUAGUCAACUAUCCAUCUCUCGAUUCUGUGAUGAGCAACGCCACCGCUGAUCAUGUCUCAUACCCCGAUCUGUCGGGCUUCCGACCACUGCCCGAGCCCCCAACGGAGAACAAGUCCGACUCGGUGGACGACGAGAUGUCUGAGGAUUUGGAACGAGCUCCGGUGUCGGUUCCCGGUACCUUCACCUUUCGGAGUGAUCACACCAUCCGGUUUGGCGGUUCCUCCCCUAAGGGGUUUGGUGGCAGCUCCGGACAGUCCAGUGUGCGCCAGGUCCGUCCUUCUAUGAUGCCAGCCAUUCCCGGCGCGUUUCCAUCCUCCGACAUGCCCGCGACGGCUGCCCCGAAGGGCAAGGAGAACAUGCCACCCUACCUUCCGCAGAGUCCCUUCGACAUUAAGGCUUUCCCACACGGUGUAGGUAAUAGGAAGCGCCUUCGCGUUGAGGAUGAUGAGGAGGAGGCAGACAGGGAGGCAGCUGAACGCGCGGUGAAGAAGAUGAAGGCCGCUCGUGUUCCGGAGGGCGAGGCCCUUGUUGCGCCCAGACUUGCGUCGGCCCAGAAGCCACGCGUUAGGGGUCCAAGCAGAACUUUGUUGAAGACGCCUGCCAGGUCUGCAAUCAAGCCGACGGCCCCAGCCACGACCCCCGGCGGUCGCAAAGUCGCAGGAAUCAGCAUGAGCCGGCUAAGCUACCUGGCGACUCCCAAGCAGCGCAAGUGA